AUGUAUCGCAUGAUCAACGUUGCACCAGACGAUCAGAAAUUACAGCGCAUCCUGUGGAGAGAGUCGGAACAAGACCCCAUUAGAACGUUUGAGUUAACGACGGUCACGUACGGCACAUCAGCUGCUCCUUACUUGGCCACAAGGUGUCUACAAAAACUGGCAGAAGAUGGCGAGAAAACCCAUCCCAGUGCUGCGAAAAUACCGAGGAAAGCUUUUUACGUAGAUGAUCUAAUAACUGGUGUGGCCAGUGUACAGGAAGGAAAACGGCUCGUGAAAGAAAUUAACGAGUUACUAGAUAGCGCAGGUUUCACUCUUCGAAAGUGGAAUUCGAAUUCCGAUCAGGUGUUGACCAAUAUUCCUAAGCAUUUGCGAGAUGAUAGAGAUGUAUUUGAGCUCGAUUCGUCCACAUCCACGGUCAAAACAUUAGGGCUCGUUUGGGAACCACGUACAGACUGUUUCCGCUUCGGUGCUCCGAAAUGGAACAUAGCAGACCCUAUUACCAAACGAGUAAUAUUGUCCGAUGCAUCAAAGCUAUUUGAUCCACUUGGACUAGCAGGACCUGUUAUAGUACCAGCCAAGGUUUUCAUACAAACACUGUGGAAGUUGAAGUGCCAAUGGGACGACCCUCUCCCCGAGGAGUUUCAACUCUUCUGGCACGAAUAUCGUCAAAAUUUGAUUGCUUUGGACUCGUUAAGUGUACCACGUUGGGUUGGUCCUUCCAGUGACUGCAUCUCCGUUCAACUCCAUGGGUUCUGCGAUGCAUCUGAGAGAGCGUACGGAGCUUGUCUCUAUAUUCGUUGCACAUUUUCCGAUGAUUCGAUUACUGCGCGUUUACUGAUGUCCAAGUCAAGAGUCGCUCCGAUAGAUAACCCAAAAAAGAAGACACGGAAACAAUCGAUUCCGCGCCUCGAAUUAUCAUCAGCACUCGUGCUUAGUCACAUGUUCGAGAAGGUCAGAAGCAAUCUACCGACGACGGAGAAACCAUUCUUUUGGACGGAUUCCAAAAUAGUCCAGUGUUGGUUAGCAUCCUCGCCCUCGCGUUGGCUGGUUUUUGUUGGAAACCGGGUUUCUGAAAUACAGCAUAUUACCAAGGAAGGUUGCUGGAAUCACGUUCCCAGGACUGAAAACCCGGCAGACAUUAUAUCUCGUGGCAUGACGCCGGCUCAACUGCAAUACCAGUCGAUUUGGUUCGACGCCCCACUCUGGUUGCAUCAAGAUACAUCGCCGUGGCCAAAUGAUCGGAAUGACAACAGUGAACAGAUUGACUCAGCAGCAUUGGAAGAACGAAGCAUUAUUUCUCUGCCUGCGGCGGUGCAACCACCGAAUGAAAUAUUCUCGUUAUACUCGUCGUUUCCAAAACUCGUUCGAAUGGUUGCUCUCAUACGUCGUUUUCGGCACAAUGCCCAAGCGAUAAAUCGAAAUUCAAGGAAAGAUGGACUAGUUUCCUCUGAGGAAUACGAACAAGCCGUAACCCAUAUAGUGCGACUGUCGCAGCAUGAAAGUUUUCGUCAAGAAUUUCUGGAUCUGUCAAGGACUGGAGAAGUUCGUGAUUCAUCGAAAAUUCUUUCCUUGCGCCCACGUUUAAUAGAUGGAAUUAUUCGUGUUGGCGGCCGGCUCAGUGGAGCACCUGUAACAACAAACCGCAAACAUCCAAUGAUCCUUGAUCACAGACAUCCAUUGUCUACCCGCGUUCUCGCUCACUACCACCUUAAGCUGUAUCACGCAGGACAACAGUUACUUGUCGCGAGCGUCAGAGAAAAAUACUGGCCUACACGAAUUCGAGGUCUAGCCCAAAAAAUAAUAUAUGGUUGCGUGAUGUGCUUCCGCGCUUAA
Molecule: messenger RNA, 1833 nt
Organism: Wyeomyia smithii (pitcher-plant mosquito)
Lineage: Eukaryota; Metazoa; Arthropoda; Insecta; Diptera; Culicidae
Exons: 1
Coding region: 1-1833 (610 amino acids)
Source: RefSeq, a predicted model, not a curated record